UACCACUUUAAUCGCUGAUUUUAUAAUUUUAGAUUACAAUAACUGUAUAAUAUGUUUUAUACUCUUCCUAAUAACGUGCGUUUUUAUUAAUCUUAUCAUCAACAAAACAAAGUUAACAUUAUACAUUCGUUUCACAAGUGCUAAUUUAAUUUUUCUAGUAGUAUUUCAAUAACAGCAAUUAGUAAUACCGUUUACAUUAAAAUAUUUUGAAGAUAAGGAAAUGCGAUGAACCAUUAACAUUUACAUGUUAACUGAGAAUACGCUUUUACGCAUUUCAGUUGUGUUUUAGUCAGUACUUUCCAAUAUGUAUACGCGUAAGGUUGGUCUUAUUGUUCGGCAUAAUUUUAAAUAUUUCCUUUGUGUCAGACACAAGAGCGAUUUACCCACAAGACAACCAGAUAACUUUUAUGAUCCGGAUGCUAUUCAUGAGAAUCCAUUAGAAAGAUGUAAGAGGUUUAUCAAAAGGGACAUAAAUGAAUUGUGGAAAAAAGCUAAUGAUCCAUUUGAACAGUAUGAAGAUAAUAAAAUAUUCCCAAAAACCGUUGACAUUUUAAUUGUUGGCGGAGGUGUAAUUGGUUCAUCCAUUGCUUAUUGGCUCCAAAAUAAAUGUAGAGAUGGAUUAACUAUUGCUGUUAUUGAAAAAGAUUUAUCGGUAAACAAAUCAGUUUUAUCUACUCAAGAGUAUGCUAAAGCAUCUUCAGUACUUUCUUGCGGRGGAAUUCGUCAACAGUUUUCACUAAAAGAAAACAUUGAAUUAUCUCAAUUCAGUGCUGAAUUUCUUCGAGAUAUUAAAGAUUACUUGACUAUCCCAGAACAGCAACCACCAGAAAUAAAUUUUAAUCCAUCAGGCUAUUUAUUUUUAGCUACAAAAAAUGGUGUGGAUACAAUGUUAAAAAAUCAUAAAUUACAGAAGGAAUUGAAUGCUAAUGUUGAGCUUUUAUCAAAAGAUAUGAUGAAAACUAAAUUUCCUUGGUUAAAUGUAGAUGAUAUUGAAUUAGGAAGUCUUGGAACAUUAAACUCAGGAUGGUUUGAUCCUUGGUCCUUGUUGAAUGCAUUAAGAAAUAAAGCUAAAUCACUAGGGACAUAUUAUAUUGAGGGUGAAGUAGAAAAUUUUGGUUUUAAAGUAGAUACAAGCAUAGUGGUAGAAGAAGAUCCUAAUAAAGAAUAUGAAGGGAUCAAUAGCGUAAAAGUAAAAUUAAAAGAUGGCAAAACCCAACAAAUAGUAUUUGGUGUAUGUAUUGUAGCAGCUGGCGCUGAAUCAGGAAAUGUUGCCCGAAUGGCUAAAGUUGGAAAUGGAAAAGGAUUUUUAUCUACACCUUUGCCUAUUGAACCUCGUAAACGUUUCGUGUAUUAUUACCAUGCUCCUAAAGGUCCUUCGAUGUCGCCAAUGGUAAUUGAUCCAUCUGGAAUUUAUUUUAGGCCUGACAGCUUUAACAACCAUUAUAUAUGUGGUAAAUCACCAUGUGAUGCAGAAGAACCAGAAACAGCCAAUUUAGAUGUAGAUCAUGAUUUUUUUGAAAAGGAGAUCUGGGCAAUGCUUGCACACAGAGUACCUGCAUUUGAAGAAGCAAAAGUAAUUAAAAACUUUGACAUUGUUGAUAUUCGUUAA
Messenger RNA from Diuraphis noxia (Russian wheat aphid), 1609 nucleotides. Its product is annotated as FAD-dependent oxidoreductase domain-containing protein 1-like. The record is from RefSeq and is a predicted model, not a curated record. Gene Ontology annotation, biological process: mitochondrial respiratory chain complex I assembly. NCBI's taxonomy places the organism in Eukaryota, Metazoa, Arthropoda, Insecta, Hemiptera, Aphididae. Gene Ontology annotation, cellular component: cytoplasm.